UCUCUGUCUCUCUCUGUCUCUCUGUCUCUCUGUCUCUCUGUCUCUGUCUCUCUCUCUCUGUACAGGGGGUGUGGUCUGCAUGUCAAUCAUGAACCACACUACAGCAGCUGCUCAGGAGUUCAGGAAGGACCAGGAGCGAGAGCUUCAGCUGAUGGAGGAGGCGGAGCUUUGGAGACGAGUGGGAAUGAGGUAAGGUGGACAGAUAUAUCAGAAUGAUACCCUGAGGGCGGGGCUGAGAUGGACACGCCGCACAUUGGUGGGUGUGUGUGUGUGAGAAGUGUCGCAGUGAUAUUCAUGAGAAUCAAUGAAAAAACGUUCAGUGACAGAAAUAUGUCAUUAUGACUCAGUGAUUGAGACCAGGGGAGGAGCCGUAACCUGACUUACAAUAGUGGGCGGGGCAAGGUACCACAGGUUUAAAAAAGAUAAAACACAGGGUUUCAUGACACCAACCAAUCCAGACAUGUGACACUUUGGCUCCUCCCAGCACAGCAGGCGGAGCCAAAAGAAAGAUGUCAUCCUGUUUGUUGGAAGUUCAAGCCAAUCACAGUCUCAUUUAUGGCUCCACCCACUGGCAACAAGAAGUUAAAAAACAAGAAAAAAUGUUCAGCACCACCCAGUGGAUACAUGAGGAAAUUGCAGCACACCUCGAGUCACACACUCGCACACACACACACACACACACACACACACACACUGAUGUUUGUCAGAACAGGAUGCGACAAUCAUUUUUAGGGAAGUAAGAGAGAGAGAGAGAGAGAGAGGAAGUGUGUCCACAGGAAGUGUCCAGUGUGGUUUCACCGUCAGUCUCUCCAAGGGUCUCUUCUCUCAACAGCAGCAGCGAUGGAAGUUUGGAGCUUCAUGAUUCUUCUGACAGGUCAUGUUGCUGCUCAGACGGUGAACCUUCCACGUCCUGUUUGUGCUGUGAAGGGUUCGAGUGUCACGCUCCCCUGUUCCUUCAAACCAGCGUUAAAAGACAGACAAGAGCUCCAGAUCGUCAGAGUCGUGUGGUGUAAGAACCAUCUGAUCUGUCAGCGUCAAACUCCGACUGUGUACGACAGUGAGUCAAAGACAAACGACCCUCGCUUCCUGUACCUGGGAGACAAGAGGACAAACUGUACUCUACAGAUCAGAGAUGUCCGUGAGGUAGACAACGCCACGUUUCGCUUCAGGAUGGAAGCGGUUGAUAUGUCUGGACAUUUUACCAACCAAACCGGAGUGACAGUCUCAGUCGUUGACGAGACUGAGCUGAGGAUCGAGAGCUCCAGUGAUGACGGCGUGAGGUCAGAAGGUCAGAACAUCACACUGCUCUGCACGUCACACUGCUCCACCCACCAACUCAACAUCACCUGGUUCAGAGAUGGCCACGCCCUCUCAGAGACUGGCCCCGCUCUCCAGCUCAGCACUCUGACAGCAGGGGAUUCUGGGAACUAUACCUGUGGGUUGAAGACGUCCCACUCUCCGCCGUACUCUCUGCACGUGAUAGCUACAGGACAAAGUGUUGGACUUCCUCUGAUCAUUGGUGUGGUCCUCGGUGUCCUGUUGGUUCUGUGCGCUCUCAUACUCGCAAUCUUCAUCAUCAAAAGGAAACUUUCAGCAGCAGCAGCAGAUAAAAAUCAGGCAGCUGGAGUGAUGGAUGAUGUGCCACAGAGGGAUGAAGACUUCCUGUCACCUGCUGAGGUCGAGGUCAGCUACUCCAUCAUCAAAUUCAAGCACAACAAACAGGCCAGACCAGAGCCAGAGGGGGGGGACACCAUAAUCUACUCCAGUGUAGCCAACCAAGAAUGAAGCUCAAAUCCAUCACACCUACCAGACCUGCAGAGUGGUGAUCAUGUCACAGGAGUUUGUCGUGUCCCACUGAACUCCUGACCCAUUGUAGACCCCUUGGAGACUCCUUGACCCACUGAACCCCUGUCCCACUGAAUCCUUGACCCACUGAACCCUUGACCCACUGAACCCUUGACCCACUGAACCCCUGACCCACUGAACCCUUGACCCACUGAAUCUCUGAUUCACUGAACCCUUGACCCACUGAACCCCUGUCCCACUGAACCCCUGUCCCCUGAAUCCUUGAUCCACUGAACCCCUGUCCCACUGAACCCUUGACCCACUGAAUCUUUGAUUCACUGAACCCUUGACCCACUGAACCCCUGUCCCACUGAACCCCUGUCCCCUGAAUCCUUGACCCACUGAACCCCUGUCCCACUGAACCCUUGACCCACUGAACCCCUGACCCACUGAACCCCUGACUCACUGAACCCCUGAUCCACUGACCCCUUGACUCACUGAACCCCUGUCCCACUGAACCCUUGACCCACUGAACCCCUGACCCACUGACCCCUUGACUCACUGAACCCCUGACCCACUGACCCACUUGAUGAACUCAAACACCAUUGAUUGUAAAUGUUGUUUCUUGUAAAUAAAAACAAUGUUUUCGUCUUUAAAGGAGACAUAUUAUACCCUAUUUCCCCAAGUUAAAAUAGUUCCCUGGUGUCCUAAUGAACAUGUCUGUGACAUGCUUUGGUCAAAAUACCAUAAGGAUGAAGCACCAUAGCAGUUCAAUAACCCUGCUAAACCCGCCCCUUUCAGAACGCUCGGUUUUGUGCGUGGCCCCUUUAUAUGAAAAUGAGACACAGGCAAACACAAACCCACUUCUUCCAGGGGGUUUCUGAUUUGUCCUUGUUACUGCGCUCACUCGCUCAGCUCCUGUUCCCUCCGCUCCAUUCCUCUCCUCCUCCUUCCACUCGUUCUCUGACAAUAUCAACAUGGCAGCGAGAGUGUCGUCACAGGAAGAGACGUCCGACACAAGGAUCAAGCCGAACACUGACCAACUGUAAAUCAGUUAAAAACACUUAGGGAUAGCACCGCUAAUCGCCACCGCUGAUCGCUGCAUAAACUGCCGCAGUAUGUGACUGUAUCAGACUGAGUCUGUGCUCCGAAAUAUGUUUGCUGACUUUAUCCGGCACAUUAGCUUCAUAUAUAAAAUCCUCUGAGGCUGGAAGUUUGUGUAAAACACUGUGCUCCACUGUGCAGCCACCAACAGCACACUUGUCCCUCCGCGUUGACAUAAUACCGCUCUUCCUCCCUCGUCUGCACUCUCUCAUUUUAUAGGGACAAGGUGGAGCUAAGGUGGAGCUCUCAAGGUAAACUUACUGGUGGGCGGUAACAUUCACGCUGAAAUGCGCAUGCUGCCGUCAUAAGUGCAGGGAAUUCAACAUCGCGUGUUUUAUCGCCUAUACUUACACUAAAGGGGACCAUGAAAACAUGACUGAGUAUUCUUUUUCCACACUUUUGCGACUGGUAGGGCCUCCAGAGUCCCAAAUAUAAGUAUUAAAAUGAUUAAAAAGUUGAUUUUGCAUAAUAUGUCCCCUUUAAUAUUAUCAUUCUCUGAUCAUUAGUGACUGAGUAAACCGUAUGUAAGACAGUCUGAGUGUUCUGUGUUCCUCUCUAAUGUUUCUUACUAUAAAUGUGUGAAAAUGGAGUGAUUCUUAUCACUGACUUCCUGUUUAACUUAAGGGACGAAUGUCCUCACACGAGGUUUAGUUUGUUAUGCCUGUUCAUAAAUCACUGAAGAUUUGAUCACAUGUUAAUAAUAAAAUAAUAUAAAUAUCACAGUCACAUCUAACAGUAAAACAAUAAAAACUGUAUUAAGUA
Molecule: messenger RNA, 3651 nt
Organism: Solea solea (common sole)
Lineage: Eukaryota; Metazoa; Chordata; Actinopteri; Pleuronectiformes; Soleidae
Exons: 7
Coding region: 841-1785 (314 amino acids)
Source: RefSeq, a predicted model, not a curated record